Messenger RNA from Populus trichocarpa (black cottonwood), 1994 nucleotides. Its product is annotated as LOB domain-containing protein 25. The transcript has 2 exons. The coding region runs from base 1303 to 1788 and encodes 161 amino acids. The record is from RefSeq and is a predicted model, not a curated record. Lineage: Eukaryota; Viridiplantae; Streptophyta; Magnoliopsida; Malpighiales; Salicaceae.
AGUUGACCCCUUAAAUCAUGAGUUAGUUGAAUCUUGUGAUUGUGUCAGAUCUUCUCCUUGUAAUGCAAAAUAUUGGCCAAGAAAAUUAUUUCAUUAGUUAUUUAUAUAUUUUUAGUUUGAUUUGGAGUUCAAAGUUUUUGCUUUUUUUUUUUUUAAGAUAAUUGAUUGGCCAAGUUCUUGAACAGUGUUUGAUAUUAUUAUAAGAGCAGUGUCAAAGUCAUCCUUUUUCUUGCUGCCCAUUUAUUGCACUUCUCUUUUGCUUUCCGUUCCUCUUCACUAAAUGCUCUUUGCCUCCCCUUUUCUUUAAUCUUCCUUGCUUUUCGUCACUGUAUUUGCAGGUUUCUCUCACCGUCCUGCAACUAGGGUUUCCCCUUUGAACUCUCACAUCUGUCAAUAAAUUAAUUAAGCUUACCAAGUUUCUCAUCUUUCAACAGCUGACUGGAUAGUCUUUUUCAUUGGCAAAAUCAAAGUCUCUGGAUCUUGAAAGAGCCUACACGAGAGGGGUAAACAGGUAGUAUUCCUUUUUACCUGAUAAAAGAAACCUAGUCAAAAAAAGGUAAGUACAGGCAGCCCAGCUACAAGAUCUUUUCAUUUUUGCUUAUAUUCUUCAUCUUAAAGCACUCUGCUCAAUUAAGGUUAUGUUAUAGAAGAAGAGAUUAAUGGUUUAUAUACUUGUGAUUCGAUUCAAUAGGUAGAAUAUCUGUUAACAAAUGCCUCAACACCUUUAAGGAAGAAUAUAUACAUAUGAUGAAGGCUAUAAGAUUGCACCAUAUGAGAGAUCCCACUGAUGACAACUUCAAAAAAAAGGAUCUGUCUACAUUGCAGUAGGUGUAGGAAUUAAAAUUUGGAGAGAGAAAAUGGGGAGGAGGGGGCGUGGGGGCUGUGUCAUGUUGCAGCCAUGGAGCUAUUGACUAAAGGUUCAAAGAAUCCCCACACAGGAAACUAUCCCUGUACCCUGAUGUAUUCUGUUUUGACUAUUUAUUAUCUUUUAUUAAUUUCAUUUUAUUUAUUUAUUUAUUUAUUUUUACUAUAGGGAGUUUUUAAGUAAAUUUUGGAGAUGAAAUAUUCACACAGUAGUAUCAGAUUCAAGAAAGACUGCUUUUCAGGCCGAAAAGUAAAAGUUUGAAAAGGAGAUGCAUAACUAGGGAGGAAAACUGCUGUCAUGAAAAAUACUUGUGCUGCUAAACUGGUCAUACGCAUAUGCAUGUGCUCCAAACAAGUCUCUGUAUAAUAUAAAUAACAAAGGUUCUGCCCACAUCAAUCACCCUUGGUCUUCAGAUUAUCAAAAAAUAAUCAUAAUAGAUGGCUUCUUCAAGCUAUUCCAAUUCUCCUUGUGCUGCUUGCAAGUUCCUACGGAGAAAAUGCAUGCCAGAUUGCAUCUUUGCACCAUACUUCCCACCUGAAGAGCCUCAGAAGUUUGCCAAUGUUCACAAGAUAUUUGGUGCAAGCAAUGUCAGUAAGCUCCUCAAUGAGGUCCUUCCUCAUCAGAGAGAAGAUGCUGUCAACUCUCUUGCCUACGAAGCUGAGGCACGGAUGAAAGAUCCAGUCUAUGGCUGUGUUGGUGCUAUUUCAGUCCUCCAGAGGCAAGUUAUUAGACUCCAAAAGGAAUUAGAUGCUACAAAUGCUGAUUUGAUCCGAUAUGCCUGCAAUGAAAUGCCAGCAGCAAACCCCCAAUUUGGAAGAAGAAUGGGUCAUGGAGGGGUUUCUUAUGAUCAAAGUUCUGGUAUAUAUUAUCCUUCUCCAUGGAAUAAUGACACUUGUGGUGAGAGAGGAGAUGGUAGCAUUUAAGCUUUCCAAGCCUGUAUAAAAUCGGGAUUAUAUGUGCUAUAUUAAUUAUUAGCAUGGAGAAUACCUAUUUAGGGUUUCUUAUGCACAUGACUCAUGCAUUGUCAUGGUGAAGUAUGAUUUGUUACCUUGUAGAGAGAUCUUUCUAUAUAUAUAUAUAUAUAACAUGUGAGACUGUACUUUACUUUUAGAUCAUUUUCUCGAGUAAA